Messenger RNA from Hibiscus syriacus, 1504 nucleotides. Its product is annotated as amino acid transporter AVT1I-like. Bases 65 to 1330 code for a protein of 421 amino acids. The transcript is spliced from 3 exons. The record is from RefSeq and is a predicted model, not a curated record. Gene Ontology annotation, cellular component: plasma membrane. Lineage: Eukaryota; Viridiplantae; Streptophyta; Magnoliopsida; Malvales; Malvaceae.
UUUUGUUCUACAACAUUCAAGCAUUAUCCGAGGUUUUCUUCGUUUCUAUCGAUUAAGAAAGACGAUGUCACACGGGGAAUUAUCCUUCACUCUGCCUCUCCUUGAGGAUGACAACAAUAAACAAGUAAACGAAUUAAAUCCUCACAGCAGUCCAACCCCCGUCUCUGUUUUCAGGACCUGUUUCAAUGGCCUCAACGCUCUUUCGGGGGUAGGGAUAUUAUCAAUCCCAUAUGCAUUGGCAUCAGGGGGAUGGUUGAGCUUGAUAUUUCUGUUCGCCAUUGCCACUGCUGCAUUUUACUCGGGCUUGUUGAUUCAGAGAUGUAUGGAUACAGAUCCGAGAAUCAGAACUUAUCCCGAUAUAGGCGAGCGCGCAUUCGGGGAUAAAGGGCGAUUAUUAGCUUCGGUUGUUAUGAACAUCGAGCUCUACUUGGUGGCCACUGGUUUUUUGAUUCUCGAAGGAGAUAACUUGCAUAAUCUGUUACCCAUUGGGGAGUUUGAAGUCGGGGGAUUAACGAUUGGUGCUAAACAAGGGUUUAUUAUACUCGUAGCUCUCAUAAUUUUGCCUACUGUUUGGUUGGAUAAUUUGAGCCUUCUUUCUUAUGUGUCAGCCAGUGGGGUUUUGGCUUCUGCAGUCAUCUUGGUUUCCAUCAUCUGGACCGGUGCAUUUGAUGGUGUUGGGUUUAAACAAAAGGGGAAGCUCAUAAACUAUGGUGGGAUCCCCACUGCCGUUAGUUUAUAUGCCUUUUGUUAUUGCUCUCAUCCAGUUUUCCCUACGCUUUACACUUCAAUGAGGAAGAGGCAUCAAUUCUCCAAUGUGUUGGUUGUAUGUUUUGUGUUGUGUACCAUAUGUUACUCGUCGAUGGCGAUUUCCGGGUACUUAAUGUUCGGAUCAGAUGUUCAAUCACAGAUAACUCUCAACCUCCCUACUGAUAAACUCAGCUCAAGAAUUGCAAUAUAUACUACUCUUGUCAACCCCAUAUCCAAAUAUGCAUUGAUGGUUACGCCCAUCGUGAAUGCCGUUAAGAGCGUGAUUCGAUAUCGAUGCGGGAAGCGAGUGCUACACCUCUUUGUUGGCACCACUCUGGUGAUCAGCACUGUCGUGGUGGCUCUUGCUGUUCCGUUUUUCGGUUCCCUGAUGUCUUUAGUUGGAGCGUUUUUAAGUAUCACGGCUUCGGUUUUACUACCGUGCGUCUACUACUUGAAGAUAUCGGGAACUCACCGGAGAUUCAGCGCGGAACUGGCUGCCGUAAGCCUAAUCAUUUUGAUGAGUGUUGCAGUGGUCAUAUUUGGCACUUACUCAUCUGUUUUGGAAAUAGUAAGCAACUUCUGAUUACCGGUGGUUUUCUGUAUAUGCUUAUUAACAUAAUGCAUUGUAGAGUAGUAAUUUAGGAGAAAUCCAGAUGAUUGUGAAAGCUGUUGAGUGUUUCAAUGUUCCUUUAGUAGAUGCUCACUUCAGUAGGAUCUUUAGCAUAAUGCAGGGAAUGGGGACUUAAUUUUCUGUUUU